Messenger RNA from Cryptomeria japonica (Japanese cedar), 627 nucleotides. RefSeq names its product UDP-glycosyltransferase 13-like. Lineage: Eukaryota; Viridiplantae; Streptophyta; Pinopsida; Cupressales; Cupressaceae. The record is from RefSeq and is a predicted model, not a curated record. The coding region runs from base 1 to 627 and encodes 208 amino acids. The transcript is spliced from 2 exons.
AUGGAGAUGGAUGAGGAUGACAGUGGCACUACCCUUGAUUGGCGUGAUAUCAAGAAUUUAAAGGACCUUGAGUAUAGACCGGAGAAAGAAGGGGAGCCUAUGGUGACCCCUGGAACUAACAAUAGUAGGAAAAGCAAUCCUCCAAGGUGGGCGGAAAGAAAGUUUAAGUCUAGUAGCAGGAAAAUGCAAGACCUGGAGCCACCCAUUAGGAAGAAAACAAAAUUGACCAAGUCAAGUGGGUCCAAAGACAAGGACCACAAGAUUAGGUUAGAUAUCCCCAUCAAUGUGGAUAACAAGGAACAAGGGACCAUGAAUAAAGAUAACGAGCUGGUCAAAAGGGGGAGAAGUGUGCUCUAUAUUUCCUUUGGCUUGCAUAACACGAUCUUUGCAUCUAAUAUGAAGGAGUUGGCACUGGGUUUGGAAUCAAAUGGGCAACCCUUCAUAUGGGUAGUAAGGUCACCUCUUGGCAUAUCGUUGACUGCGGAGUUUUCUUUCGAGUUUCUUCCAGAUGGGUUUGAAGAGCGAAUCAAUGCCAAAAAUCAGGGAUUGGUUAUUAAAAAAUGGGCAUCUCAGCUUGUGAUUCUGUCCCAUCCUUCCAUGGGAGGAUUUGUGAGCCAAUGUGGAUGA